Molecule: messenger RNA, 807 nt
Organism: Fusarium proliferatum ET1
Lineage: Eukaryota; Fungi; Ascomycota; Sordariomycetes; Hypocreales; Nectriaceae
Product: putative ARP2/3 complex 20 kDa subunit
Exons: 5
Coding region: 1-807 (268 amino acids)
Biological process (GO): Arp2/3 complex-mediated actin nucleation; actin filament polymerization
Cellular component (GO): Arp2/3 protein complex; actin cytoskeleton
Molecular function (GO): actin filament binding
Source: RefSeq, a predicted model, not a curated record
AUGCUAGAGGUGCGUCACCAAGUGGUACCUGGACGAAGGCGAUAUGUUAGUGGGGAAAGCGGUGUAGCUUCCGCGGGGCAACCAGAGAGAGAGAGCUGUGGCUAUGAUGUUAUCAAGCCACAGGCGGCUCUUGAGGCUCAAGCUUCACACGUGAACCUCUCCAACUUUCCCCCAUCAUCGCUCCACCCUAAAGACACGGGAAACGUCGGGCCUGGCGACGCCUCACUAACAACUGCGCCUCACCUCACCGAAGCUCUCCAACCUCCAACAUCAACGUCGACCAACCCCGCCGAGCUCCGUUCUCAAUCCCUCCGACCCUACCUGCAAUGCGUACGCAGCAGCUUGACCGCCGCGCUCACACUGUCCAACUUUGCUUCCCAGACCGCCGAGCGACACAACGUUCCAGAGAUUGAGGCCCAGACGUCCCCCGAGGUCCUACUUCAGCCCUUGACCAUCGCGCGCAACGAGAACGAGCGUGUCUUGAUUGAGCCCAGCAUCAACUCCGUCCGUAUCAGCAUCAAGAUCAAGCAGGCCGACGAAAUUGAGCAUAUUCUGGUCCACAAGUUUACAAGAUUCUUGACGCAACGUGCAGAGUCCUUCUUCAUUCUGCGGAGGAAACCCAUCAAGGGUUAUGACAUUUCUUUCCUGAUAACAAACUUCCACACCGAGGAAAUGCUGAAGCACAAGCUUGUCGACUUUAUUAUUCAGUUUAUGGAAGAGGUUGACAAGGAGAUCUCUGAGAUGAAGCUAUUUUUGAAUGCUCGAGCACGAUUCGUGGCCGAGUCUUUCCUUACACCUUUUGACUAA